AUGGCGUUGGCCACUUACGACCACCUCACACUUGCUGAAGACCUUGAUUUCCCAAGAUUUCAGAUUCGACACUCUGCAUGGAUCCAAGCUAAGCAUCAGCAUACUCAUAGUGUGCCAUUAUCCACAGGUGCCAGUAGUGAUCACGGUAAAUAA
Molecule: messenger RNA, 153 nt
Organism: Penicillium oxalicum
Lineage: Eukaryota; Fungi; Ascomycota; Eurotiomycetes; Eurotiales; Aspergillaceae
Exons: 1
Coding region: 1-153 (50 amino acids)
Source: RefSeq, a predicted model, not a curated record